AUGUCACUCUUUAAGAAGACUUAUGGGUCCAAUAUUAAGUAUCACCAUGCCCGUAGAGGGAAAGAAGCUGUAUUUGAAGAUCAAUAUGGUGACGACGAGAAGUCGUAUAGCAAUUUAAAUUGGGGUACUUUGAUGGCUGCAACAUGUGUCAAUGGAAAUGAUGGUUUUUACCCAUAUGCCUUUGCUAUUGUUUUAUCUGAAAACAAAGACAAUUGGUUUUGGUUUCUGGAUAAUCUUCAACAAGUGGUCGAUGAUCGUCCGAUUGUUUUCCUUAGUGAUCGUCACGAAGAACUUCUGCAGGGCAUUCCAAGAGCAUUUCCUGGUUCAUAUCACAGCUAUUGCUUUUACCACAUCAAGUGCAAUCUCCCUAUUGGAAAAGGUGAUGCGAAUUACAAUGUCGUUAUUGAUUUGUUUUACAAAGCUGCUUACUCUUACACAACAUCGAACUUUGAAGAAGCUUUGUGGGGCAUGCAUGCAAUUGGUUGUGGACAUGUUGCUAAUUAUCUCAGGACCAUUCCAAAGGAGAAAUGGGAAAAUGCAUUUUUCCCCGUAUGUAGAUAUGCUGCUCACUCUUCAUCUAUUACCGAGUCAUUCAAUAACUGGAUUCUUGAGUUCAAAAAGCUGCCUGCUUUUGCUCUUCUCGAUGCGAUACGUUUGAAGGUUAUGCAGAUGAAUUCUAAGAGAAUGGUAGAAGGUCUUGAAAAUUUUAACACUAGGCUCACUCUCGUAUACGAGGAUUUACUAAACGAGAACAUCAACAUUGGUCGUACUUGGACUGUUGUUGAGUCUAUGGAAAGAUUGUAUGAAGUCAGGUGGAAAGUAAAUGGUUUUCCCUGCGCACAUGCUUGUGCUGCCAUUCAAUCUACAAGGGAGGACAUCUAUUCAUUUGUUGAGCCAUACUUCACCACUGAAUGGUACAACAGGACAUACCAAGAGAUCAUCUUGCCAAUCCCAAAUUAUGACAAGCCGCAGUCUUAUGAUUCUAGUGAUAGGAUUAUUGUUCCUAUUCAUGUGCUCCACCCGGUAGACGAAGAGAACAUCGUUUCAAGAAGGAUUGGGAAAAGAAAAAGAUGCAUAUGA
Molecule: messenger RNA, 1080 nt
Organism: Papaver somniferum (opium poppy)
Lineage: Eukaryota; Viridiplantae; Streptophyta; Magnoliopsida; Ranunculales; Papaveraceae
Exons: 4
Coding region: 1-1080 (359 amino acids)
Source: RefSeq, a predicted model, not a curated record